AUGGACGACCCAUCAAGGUCCCAAGCCCUGACUGUCGUCAUCAAGCUGGGAACAAGUUCUAUUGUCGACGAAAACACACAUGAGCCCAUUAUAUCAAUAUUAUCGGCAAUAGUCGAGACUGCUGCAACACUUCAAAAACAUGGCCAUCGAGUUAUUCUGGUCUCGUCCGGUGCCAUUGGGGUGGGGUUGCGAAGAAUGGAUAUCAAUGAGAGGCCCAAACACCUCCCGAAAGUUCAGGCGCUCGCUGCCGUUGGCCAAUGCAGACUCAUGGGCUUGUGGGAUAGCCUUUUCGGCCAUCUGCGAAUCCCUGUGGCCCAGAUACUGUUGACCAGAAACGACAUUGCUGAUCGCACACAAUACCUUAAUGCUCAAAAUACCUUUUCCGAGCUAUUAGAUAUGGGGGUGAUUCCCAUUGUUAAUGAAAACGACACAUUGGCUGUUGCGGAAAUUAAAUUCGGAGACAAUGACACAUUGUCCGCCAUUACCGCCGCCAUGGUCAAAGCCGACUACUUGUUUCUAAUGACCGAUGUCGACUGCUUGUACACUUCCAACCCACGACACGACCCCGAUGCCGAGCCAAUCGAGGUUGUCUCGGACAUAUCGACACUGGAUGCCGAUGUGUCAACUUCUGGAUCCUCGCUGGGCACCGGAGGCAUGGGUACAAAAAUCGUUGCUGCCCGUCUCGCCACCAGUGCCGGUGUUACAACAAUCAUCACGAAAAGCUCAAAACCGGAAAAUGUUCACGAGAUCCUGAGCUACCUGGAAAAAAGAGAGACUGAGGCCCAUGAGAAUCCAGAAGACCAAGGUCUAUCCACCCCUCCACUACAUACGCGGUUUCUCCCGUCUUCGACUCCGAUCCACUCACGCUCGUUUUGGAUUUUACAUGGCCUUACGACCCAUGGAAGUAUUUAUAUUGACCAGGGUGCGUUCAAUGCGCUACAAAACAAUGCAAGUCUUCUCCCCGCUGGAGUUCUCGCAGUCGAAGGACAUUUCGGACAACAAGAGGCAGUCCGCCUAUUCGUCAUCGAAAAGCGUUCGCAGGAUGCUCUCAACGGAGAUUUCAUGAUUCAUGCCGAGGAGCCAAAGGAGGUUGGACGUGCAAUUGUCAACUACGGAAGCCUGGAAAUCGACAAGAUCAAGGGCCUCCGGAGUACGCAUAUAAAUUCCGCGCUUGGAUAUGCGGACAGUGAAUACGUGGCUCUGGGCGAAAACAUCUCAUUUUUUGAAAGAAGCGAGAGGUCUAGUCUGGCGGCCACCCCUAGCCAAAUAGAGAAAAAGUGA
This is a messenger RNA of Talaromyces rugulosus, 1281 nucleotides long. RefSeq lists its product as uncharacterized. Gene Ontology annotation, molecular function: ATP binding; glutamate 5-kinase activity; RNA binding. Gene Ontology annotation, cellular component: cytosol; cytoplasm. NCBI's taxonomy places the organism in Eukaryota, Fungi, Ascomycota, Eurotiomycetes, Eurotiales, Trichocomaceae. The coding region runs from base 1 to 1281 and encodes 426 amino acids. The transcript has 5 exons. The record is from RefSeq and is a predicted model, not a curated record.